Messenger RNA from Nasonia vitripennis (jewel wasp), 7293 nucleotides. RefSeq names its product mitochondrial E3 ubiquitin protein ligase 1 (gene Mul1). The record is from RefSeq and is a predicted model, not a curated record. The transcript has 5 exons. Bases 6166 to 7194 code for a protein of 342 amino acids. Gene Ontology annotation, molecular function: ubiquitin-protein transferase activity. Gene Ontology annotation, biological process: organelle organization; protein ubiquitination. Lineage: Eukaryota; Metazoa; Arthropoda; Insecta; Hymenoptera; Pteromalidae.
UGUAUUUAUGUGAAUCGUGCCUCGCGCGACCUAACGAGUUCUUAACGAUUCCUAGCCGCGAUCCCCGGUUGACAAGUGGCACAAAAACUCGAGAAUAUUUUCCACGCCCUUCUCUUUCUCUCGAAUUACUACUCGGAGCAAUUCUCUCGCCCUCGGUCUCCAUCGGUGUAACGUGACUAAUGGCACAUCCAAGGAAACAAUUCGCAGCUGAUCGAACGCGGAAAGAGGCUGCGCGAAUUGCGUCAGUUCGCGCGAGUACCUGAACACGCGUUCCUUCCAAUACCUGCUCCGACGUGACUAAUGCCAAAUGACGCUCGGCCGGGCUAAUGCGCGCGCGUUUCCUCGUUUUUAACUGCGCGACGGGGCUUAAGGAAGUGAAAGGUGCGAAACGAUAUUGCAACGACAACACUACUGCCCGAGAGUUUUCUUUUUUUUUUUUUUUUUUUUUGAAACAAUUUCAAGCUGCCGAUCAUACCUGCGAAUCGCCGUGCCAAGGCGAGCUUUCUCCCGAUGCGUGUACAGGCGAUAAAAGCUCGCAGCUCAGCCGCAUGUAAAGCGAAGAAAAGCCAGUGUAUGUACCAGCGCGCAGGCGGCCAUAAAGCCGACGUCGUAAUACGCAACCUCACGAGCUGCAGGCCCGUAAAUCAGCGAUAUGGUCACUUGGUCACGGACCGACUCGCCUUGUUCCAGAAGACGGUCUCUCUCUCUCUCUCUCUCUCUCUCUAUCUCUCUCUCUCCCUCUCGAAUCCUAAAGGACGAGAAGGAAACCAUUAGCCAUCGGCGGAUGAUUCUUUGUCGGGUGAAUCAACCUCUGCUCUCUCGCGACAAAAGCGCGGAAAAUUGACGAGAAACGAGAUCGCCCCGUAUAAGCGGAGAAAGACGUACACGGCUCUCUCGCAUGUAACGAUCGACGCGUGACGUUGGCGACGCUGCAUUUGACCUCAAUCAUUGCGAGAGACGCAAGGUCGACUCGAGAUAUAAUUUGCCUAUAGACGUACAGAGCGACUCGCUCGACUGCCGAUCGCUCGUUAAGAUUCUCCCGAAAAAUCGUACAGCGGCUAGGGAAAUUAAAAGGAAAAAAAAAAAAAAAAAAGAAAAAACUGCAGCGGCGUCGCCUUUCUCGCGCGCAAUAAACGUAAAAACUAUCUCGAUAAUGCAGUCGCUCGAGAGACACGCUCCGCUCGUAAAAGUCAUUCCGCGCCAAACUGGCCGACUGCCGAAUAUUUCUCUCCCGCUUCGUGGCACGUCUCUCCGAAUAUACCGCGCGGCUACUCGAGAAAAAUUAUAUCGCGCGUAAAGCCGUAAAAAAGCUCUCGUCGAUAAUUAUUGCGCUAGACUUUGUCGCCCGAGUGUGUACAUACCUGCAAGUUUGAUCGUUACGAGAGAGAGAGAGAAAGAGAGAUUUUAACGGCGAAACGUUUCGCGGCCGUAAAACUGUGUGCGCCAGCCGCGAAGCGAGGAAUUUCGAGGAUAUUAGGUUUUUAACGAUUUCAGGUUCGUACACGCGCGAGCCAAUGACCCGCGGAGCGAAUCGGCUGCGAUGGAAAAUCUCGCGUUUCCUUUUUCUCGCACCUGUCGCGCGGCGCUUAUCGAAGUUGCGCUGGAGUAAUUAUAUACCGUUUAGUAUUAAACAGCUGCGAAGAUUGUUAUUUAAUUUCUCGGUGAUUUUCUGCUGCGUUUUCGACCGUUUCUCAAACGAACCGCCCAAACACCAGUAUUAUUAUCCGAUCGUAGGCGGUUCGUUAAACUUUCGCAAAAGCAGCAAAAAAUCCCGGCUAUCGUUUUCCUCCGAGCCUUAGCUCUCCGCUCUCUCUUUCUCUUUCUUUUUUUUUUUUUUUAUCAAGGAAAAAAGCCGGAGCAGAGUUAUAGCAGCCGAAACUUCGAUAAGCGCCGCCUGCACCGCGCACCGCCGGUAUCGCUACACGCGGCUUUUCUCUCGUCGCUUGUACGUAUAUUGCAAAAAGAGGAGGAACAUAUUCGGCGACGGGCUAAAUCGACUCCCGAUCGAUCUGCUCUUCACUCUGCGUUUACGUGUGUGUGUGUGUGUGUCUGUGCGUGCCGAUGAGUUAAGGAGGAGGAAGAGCGUCUCACGUGAUCUCAACUAGUCGUUCAAGUGUACAUAUGUAAAUUAAGAAUGUAUAGGUAUAUGUAUAUGUAAAAUACGCGCGCCUUGCCGUGAAAUUUUCUGUUAAGCCGCGAACGAUGAUUACGCUAUAUCGCAUAUAUGUAUAUCGAUGUGAAACUCUGCUGUGCGGGAGAGACUGCGAGUCUAUAUGUGUCUGUCAAUUAUAAGUACACACGUGUGCGUGCGCGCGCGCGCGUGUACGUCGUUGUGUAAUGCGCUCGAUGGGACACGAGCGAGAGAGGAUGUGGAUGGAUAUCGAAGUAUGACUGUGACGAAGCGCCGCCGCGUGCUAUAUGCGUAUAUAGUGACGCUAUCUCGAGCCGUCGCUAAAUUAUUUUUUAUACUUUUAUACACACGCGAACGUAUAUAUAUAUAUAGCGGCGGAUCGCCAUUUUAAACGUAAGGUAACGUAAAAGAUGCGUGCGCGCAUCGGCGACGAUCGACACGACUCUUUCUAUAUAGCUUCUAUAAGGAUCAUUAUUACUAUUAUUGUGUAACGAAUUAUUAUCAUUAAUCGUAUAUCGAAGGAAAAGCGUACAUGUGACGAUUGUUUGUCGAUUCUGACGAUGAGGAUGAGCGAGAAUAAAGUUUCGUUUGGUUAGACACGUUACACGGCGUGACUUUUGUUUUCCCCAUUAUACUCCUACUUUGCGAAGUGUCCAGUAAUGAGGCGGAAAUCAUGUCGUCCAACGAGUGACUGUCGAGAAUAUAAUAAAGUAGUCGCAAAACAAAGACAGCCAAGAAGCCGCAACUCUUGGCAACUGCCGCUCGCAAAUCAUCGCUUGACAAGGCUCUCCUCUCGACAAAGUUUCGUCCACUGCAGCCGCGCGUCCCAAUAAUCAGCGCCGCUGGAUCGUCGCCAAUAAAUAACGCCGUGCGGCCAAUGUCAUUGCCAUCGCUGUCUCUCGAGAACCUUACACACGUGUAUUACGUAGUUUUAUAAGUUACACGCUAGACGAAAAAGUUUGCGAGGUUCAUCGACUCUUCUAGACGAUUUUCCUCUCUCGGAUCGGGACGCUUAUACGCAAUCCACGCAAAUCGAUGUGCGCCGACUCAUCCGGAAGCGCGUUUUAUCUCGUCUCGCGGAUGGCGUAAUUUUUCGAGAAACAUCCUCGUGUCGGCGCAUCGAACGAACUUAUCGCGUCGCCUAGUGACGACGGACGUGCGCCUCUCCGGAAAAAGAAGUUUGCCGCGCUCGUCGCGAGAAUAGGGAAAUCGUUCGGCUUCCGGCGCGCUAAAUCUGGAAAAUGGCGUUUCUCUCUCUCGCGCGCGCAAACGCGAUUUCUCACAUCAACCGGGGAAUUUUCAUUAGACGCCGGGGCGGAUAAAUGAGGCUGAUUUUUCGAAGAUUCCCGUAAAAUCGAUUCGCUGACUUAUUAACGCGCGACAUGGAUAUCUUGUCGUGAGGGGAAAAGACGCCGCCAGCGGGACUCUCGUGCCCUCUUAAUGCGGAUUAAGGAUCGGCUGCUGCACCUUUCGCGGAUUUCCCACAAGACCAGCUCUCCGAGCGACGUAUACAUCAGCCUUCGGGACUCUCCUCUGCGGCUAUAGCUAUAUAUACGUGUGCGUUCCGCGAGAGAGAUGCGCUCGCGCGUUUCGAAUAAUUAAUGGAUAUAAACUAUAUAUAGCUAUAUAUCGAGGGGUAUGUAUAUUUUGCAGCUGCGGCGAGGUAUAGUUGUAGUAUUUUGCUCCGAAACGAGUGUAUAUUUUCGGCGCGGAUGAUUAUCGUCUCUGCUUAUGAUCGAUUUGCAACGAGGAGAGAAUCAAGAGGAAAAAACUCGAAUUUUCUCGCUCAUUAAGCGGCACGACCUUCGCACCUGCGUCUACCACACGUGCAGCGUUGCAUAGCGAAAGGCGCUCGUACUAGCAGACUCUGCGUUACGCAACGUAUUUUUCGAUCACGCAAGAAGAAAACAAGGAGAAUCUUUUGAAAAACUGCUUUUCCCAUAUACCGCGAGCAAAGCAGCCCGGAGCUGAGGAGCCGAAACGACGAGGACCACAGAGCGAGCGAAGCUCUCGACGGACUCUAUAUAUAUAUAACAUUCUCUCUCGGCGCGCGCGCGCGCUCCUCUGUGUUUGCUAGAUUUUUACGAUUUUUCGUUUACGACGCCGCGCGGGACUGGAUCCUUUUUCUACUCGACUCUCCUCUGACCGCACCGCGGGGGACAUCUCUCGACUCGCCUCACGCGGAUGUGUCCCUAUCGGCCGAGAGAUAGAGAGAGAGAGAGAAGAGCGCAACGAGUGCGCAAUACCAGCACCAAAAGUCAGCGGAAUUUCGGGAGCUGUUUCCAUUGUUAGAUUGAUCCUCAAAAGUGUUCCGCCCAAUAUUGUCUCUUUGUCCAUUUUCCAAGCAUUUCCCGCGGCAUCCCAUCUCGCGCUCCGCCAAGUAUUCGGCAUUAUGAGACUGUCUCUCUCUCUCUCUGCGCUUUUCUUAUGCAACUGGCGCGAGCUUGACUUUUGAAUUGCUUAAAUUACGACGGCUAGUGUGAUUUACUUUCUUCCGAGAUUGCUCUGUGUGCGCCGCGAUAUAUUACCGCUCGUAUUAUUCUCGUAAAGGAGCCGCUCGCGCGCACGCAUGCGCCUUGUAUAUACUUCCUCGCGCCGCUCGGAUUUUAUAGACGAUGUACGUUGUAUAUCCUUACUGAUCGAUUAUCCGCGUUUGUUUGCGCGCGCCAAAGUUAUCCCCUAUAUUUCGCUUAUCGUAAAUUCAUGCCUUUCGCGAUAAUUACUCCGAGCUUUUUACGACUUCCUCUACCGUUAUGCUAUAUAACGUUUUACGAUUUUAUUAACGCCACUUAAAACUUGCGCGGAUUGAAAAGUUUCGAAAAUUUUUAAAACCAAUCGAUCCGCUUUAUCGGCGCGACUUGUAGAAAUUUUUUAUGCGCGAAUUUCCCUGCGCAUAGCGUGUUAAAGGAGAGCGGGGAUAUUCCGUAAUUAUAAAGUUGUAUAUUUGUGAAUCUAAUCUCGAAAAGUCCGCUCCAAGAUUAAAAAAGACAUUGAAACUUUUCACGGCUCGUUAUACAAGUUCCAGAAAUCUUCUUGACUCGCGCAUAGCUGUACCUGUAGCAGCGUCGGUAUAGCCAAAAAAAAAGAAAAAAAAAACAAAACCUGCCUAACUAGAGGUGAAAAAGGUACUUCAACUUUUUGCGGCUCGCGGCGAGUUUGGAACUUUGUUAUUUUUAUUUUUCCCGCUACUCAACUUUCAUAGCGAUAAGCUCAAUUUUUUGUUUUCCCUUGUUCGAAAAUGAUCAAGCGACUUCGUUAGUUCGUUGAUUUUUUUCGAAAAUUUAUGCUAAUAUACUUACGAAAUAAAUGAUGCAUGAUCGCCGUUGACUGACGAACACGGGAAUUCACUCGGUUGGCGGGAUAUUGAGAAUCGAUAUCUAAAACAAUCCGGCAUAUGAUGAAAAUACGCAUACGUAUAUGCAGAGGCUGUAUUAGCAUAAAUAUUUAGACCAUCGGAGUAUACACCCUAUACAUACUCGCGCAGUAGUUCGAGGCCGAGUACGGCGGCAAAUAAUAAGUAUGUGCAAAUUAGAAGUUUCUCAGCUUUUCAGUAUCUAUAGACACGAAUUUGUUCGCUUGAGAAACUUCUCGCGCACGAGUAUAAGUAUACUCGCGGCAUCUUAAAAAAAAAAAAAAAAAAAAAAGCCGCAGAAAACUAUCUUAUCGAUCCGUCGAGCCCGAAAUCAGCUGCGAGUAUAGAGUGGAGCACUCUACAGCACGCGUGAUCGGAAAGCUUCGGCGACUUGAAGUGAGGGCCAGCUGCGUCGGUAUACGAGCGUCAAAUUGACCAAAUUUCAGGAAAAAUUUUCGUCUAUACAUCCAAAAAUAAGUAACUAGGUGUAUAUAUAUACUCAAGUGUCCCACGGAACAAUCACAAAAUGAGCUAAUGGUGCCUCUCUGACAGCAAAGACAUGGCGUAGAAAAGGAAAAAAGACGAGGCAAGGCACGCGAUGAACAAAUUCACGGUGAAAUGUUGACCCCCGCAAAAUGAGAAUUGGCUGCAGCAGUUCGGAAUUCAAAAGCUUAACCUAAUAAUGGAUUAUUUAGGCGAAUUCAUCGCCCUGGGCAUUGACAGUAUAAUAUUUGGAAUCUGUUUGAAACAGUAUUUUUACUGUAAAAAUUCGAUACACGCUGUAAAGAAUGCUGAGUUUCACGAAGUCAGCAGUAGUCUCAACGAUCUGGUGCAGAGGAGUCCAGAGAACAAAAUUGACUACAUUGCCAUCAGGGGGGCUGUGAAACCCAUUGGGGAGCCAAUACGCAGCAUCAACAGCAAAGACGUCACAGGAGUUAUUCAGAAACUCAGCGUUACGGAACAUGUUGUCGUUAGAACAACAUCUGGUUACUGGUCUGACCAAGAACACACGAUGCAAGAGGUUUUCAACUCAGUCCCGUUUGUUCUUAAAAAGGGCAGCCAUCAAAUCGAGGUAGUCGAUGCCAUGGCUGCAGAAAUUCUGGACAUGGAGACCAUUUCUGACUUCUUUGAACCAAGUGCUCCAAACCUUGUUGACUAUGUAUGGGGAUUUUUUACUGGGCAUAGACAGAGAGGUUUGCAGUCAACGGAAGAAAUGUUGAGAGAAGGUUCAAUCAUAACUGGAAUUGGUGAAUUAACCAAAUCACCAUCCAAGCCUGAUUCUCUAAUUUUACAACCACCUGUUAAUGGUACUCCUUACUACCUCACUACUAUGUCUCUAAGUUCACUGCUUCGCAAACUAGAUGACCGUAAAAAAAUUUACAGAUGGCUAUGUUUAAUGUUUGGCGCGAUUGGAUUAUUUAUCGGCGGCAUGGUGUUGAGGCGUUACUUAAAAGACAAGGAAGAACAGAGAUUAGCCAACGAAUUGCGUAAAUCUUUGGAAGAAUCUCGAAAAGAAAGAAGACAAAGGGUACGGGACAAAGAUCUUCGUGAUGAUCAGCUUUGUGUCGUUUGUCGCACAAAUCCUCGUGAAAUUAUUCUGUUACCAUGCGGCCACGUCUGCCUGUGCGAAGAUUGUUCUCUUGACAUUGCCAGAGACUGCCCGAUUUGCAGGAACAAAAUUAGUCAAAAGAAUGCCGCCUACAUGGUUUGAAAUUCCAAGAGUUUUGGUUUUAUAAUAUUUAGGAAAUAUUUUUGUGAUUUUUGGUGCAAAAAAGAAUAAAAACGAUGAAAAGCCUAAAGUUUUAAAAAA